Molecule: messenger RNA, 2382 nt
Organism: Opisthocomus hoazin
Lineage: Eukaryota; Metazoa; Chordata; Aves; Opisthocomiformes; Opisthocomidae
Source: RefSeq, a predicted model, not a curated record
AUGCAGGGUGCUGAGAACGCCGUGAGUGGCUCGCUGAUAAAGCGGGCAGCAAACGGUCAGCACAUGGGCCGUGUCACCCUGCUCUGGGUGCCUCUCUGCGGGGCGCAGCACAGGCCGUGCUGUGCCAGCCUGCGCAGCUGCCCGGUGCGGUUUGUAACCAGACAGCCCCCAGUGAAAAUUGUCAUCCGAGGGGACAGGAACACUGGGAAAACCACACUCUGGCACCGACUGCAGGGAAAGAAAUUCAUUGAGGAAUAUAUUCCAACUCAGGAGAUCCAAGUCACCAGCAUCCACUGGAAUUACAAAACCACUGACGAUAUUGUUAAAGUUGAAGUCUGGGAUGUAGUUGACAAAGGAAAAUGCAAAAAACGAGGAGAUGGUUUGAAACUGGAAAAUGACCCUCAGGAGGCAGAGUCAGAAAUGGCUCUGGAUGCAGAGUUCCUGGAUGUCUAUAAAAACUGCAAUGGCGUCGUGAUGAUGUUUGACAUCACCAAACAGUGGACGUUUAACUACAUUCUGAGGGAGCUUCCUAAAGUGCCGACCCACGUUCCAGUGUGCGUGCUUGGGAAUUACCGAGACAUGGGGGAGCACCGGGUCAUCCUGCCUGGCGAUGUGCGGGACCUCAUCGACAAUCUGAACAGGCCUCCCGGCUCCUCGUAUUUUCGCUACGCUGAGUCUUCCAUGAAGAACAGCUUUGGCCUCAAGUACCUGCACAAGUUCUUCAACAUCCCCUUCUUGCAGCUGCAGAGGGAGACGUUGCUACGGCAGCUGGAGACGAAUCAGCUGGAUAUUGAUGCAACUUUGGAGGAGCUGUCAGUGCAGCAAGAGACAGAAGAUCAAAACUACGAACUCUUCCUUGAAAUGAUGGAAGCCCGGAGUCGAGGACACACAUCACCACUGACAACUAACGGGCAAAGCCCGUCCUCUGGCUCCCAGUCACCCAUAGUACCUCCAAGCUCCACAUCGACGGGCAGCUCCAGCCCUGGCACCCCACAGCCGCCGCAGCCGCUUUCCCCAAGCUCCACCGUCUCUCCUGAGCCACCCCCGUCUUUUUCACCAGUGCCUGCACCCGAAGCCCAGCAGCCGCAUGCACCUCCACCAGCCGCAGCCUCCCCAGCCCCUCCGGCUGCAGCCCCGCCGCCGAAGCGCAGCAUUAUUUCACGCCUGUUUGGGACGUCCCCUGCAUCAGACCCCUCUCCUCCCCAGCCAGAUCCUGCUGCUGCCACUCCUCCUCCCCUCCCUGAAGCCACUGCAAAAGUACAGAGCGUGGAGGACUUUGUUCCUGAUGACAGCCUGGACCACAGCUUUCUAGAAGACCCAGCCCCGCGGAAGGACAAAGGGAAACCACAAACUAAACACCGCCUCGAUAGUGAAAGUGAUGGAGAGGCACCCGGGGGGAACCCCAUGGUGGCAGGUUUCCAAGAUGACCUGGACCUGGAUGACAAAAUCCCCAGCAGACCCAUGCUGACAGCAGAACGGGUGCCCAGCAAGAACAUCACCCUCUCCAGCGAGGAGGAGGAAGAGGAGGAGGUGAAGGACUCCAAGGUUGUACUCAUACCUGAUGAAGACGUCAGCUCAGAGCAGGAAAAAAAAAGGUCUUCCAGAAAUUCUCUGAAACCACAGAGUGAAGCAAUUUUGACCAAAGCAACUGACCCGAAGCCUCCUGACAGUUUACCUCCACGUUCUGGGUCUGAAAGAAACAGCAGCAGCAAGCUCAACAGUAGCCUGCCAGCUGCUGCUGCGCCCACCCCAGCAGUGGUCCAGACCCCAAAGACUACUUCCCACAGCAAAGGACACGCUCUCAAGCAGAAAGUGGUCAAAGAGGAAAAGCCUGAGGAGUCUGACAGUGAUCAAGAGGGACCAAUAGCUACUCAGAUGCUCUCAUUUGUUAUGGAUGACCCAGACUUCGAAAGUGAGGAUUCUGACAGCCAGAAGAAGAAAAUGGAUGAAUUCCCAGUCCGGGAAGAUCUCUCCGAAAUAUCUGAUGACGAUACCUCGUUGGCAAAGCCACCCCAGCCUGUGAAAUCAACAGUCCACUCCUUUAAACUGAAAAAUGACUCGGAUCUCUUCGGUUUGGGUUUGGAAGAAACUGGUCCCAAGGAGAGCAGUGAGGAAGUGCCCUGUAUAAACAACCUUCUAAGGAGAAAAAGAAGAAGAAAAAAGAAGAAGAAAAAAAAAAGCAAAGAAGAAGAGGAGAAGUCUGUGAAAAAGAAGAGCAAACACAAGAAGAGCAAAGAGAAGGAGGAGAGCAAAGAGGAGAAAAAGAAAAAGAAGAAGAAGAGCAAGGAGAAAAACAACGAAAUAGAUGAACUGGAGGCUUUUCUUGGAGGAGGAGCCAGCGUGAGCAAGCCGCGAGGAGGUGGGGACUAUGAGGAGCUGUAG